Molecule: messenger RNA, 1827 nt
Organism: Capsicum annuum
Lineage: Eukaryota; Viridiplantae; Streptophyta; Magnoliopsida; Solanales; Solanaceae
Product: UPF0415 protein C7orf25 homolog
Exons: 3
Coding region: 214-1566 (450 amino acids)
Source: RefSeq, a predicted model, not a curated record
AACAUUUUCGUUCGUACCAAACACACCCCUUGUUAGUUCAUAAAAUCAAUAGCAAUUUUAUUGGUUGAUCAAUUCAAUAUUUUUGCACACCCCUAAAUUUAACUGAUUAUUUUGAACCAAAUCGAAACAUGAUGACCAUUUUUGAAGAGGUCGAACAAUAAUACUGUGGUGAUUGAAGCGAAGUGGGGAGAGCUGAAGAGGAAGAAACUGGAAAUGGAAAGGGAAGAAGCCAAGAGGAGAUGUACAUCCCUCAAAAAUCGUAUUCAAACUUUUAUUGCAACUCCUCAGAAAUCCUCAUGGAAAACUACCCUUUUGAGGCUAAUCAACUCUGAACUCUCCUUCCUCAAUCGCCUUUCCCUGUCCAACAACAACGUCAAACUCAGCACCAACAUCGGAUACCUCGAAUCAAUCGUCCACAUUCUUGAAAACCCACUAGUUACAUCAGUCUCCCGUGUCUGUAAACCCAUUUCCAUUUCAUCAAAACUGAGUGUUUAUAUAGAUGUAAUUUGCUCUUUUAAUGGAAAACCAGUUUGGUUUGUUGUAUCUGACAGGAACCCCAAGUAUGUUUCUUGGGAAGAUUCGGGGAAUACUAGGAAUUGGAAGGGUUUAAGAAGGAAAAUUCAAGAAUUAUUGUUUGCUGCUUUGGAGGCAUCUGUUAUGGUGAGACCUUGUUCUGUUGUUCUUUUUUUUGCUAAUGGACUUGAAAGUUGUGUUCUUGAAAAGGUUAGAGAUGAAUUUGGUGCUACUAAUUUGGGGUUUGGGUUUUGUGAUUUUUUUGAUUGUGAGUUUGUUGAUGAAUUGGAGGAUUGGGUAACUGUAAUGGGGAGGUCUUUUGAAAAGGCUUGUGUUUUGGAAAUAAAGGUUGAAUCUUUUUCGUCUAGCAGUCGAAUUGCCGACUCUAGGAGAGAGGUGAAAUUGCGGGAUAAAGAUGGAGAAAUGUUGACAGGCUUAUCUGGGAAUGCUAGUGAUGAUGUAAAGUUGGGUGAUUCGUUUUGUGCUCUUGUCGCAGCGUUGAGGAGUUGGUCCGGUUUUGGUGGUGAAGAAGAAACUGAAUUGGUUAAUUUUGAUACGACAGCAUUGGUUGCUAUAGUGUCUGGGAUUUGUAAUGGGGGUAUUGAUCGAAUUCUGGCUACUCCGGAGAGUGAGUUGAGGAGUCGGUUCAAGGCAAAUUAUGAGUUCAUGAUUGGACAGGUGAAUGCUGAAAUGAAGAAGCCAAUCCACAUGGAGCUGAUGCCCGUGAUAUCGCAAAAGAGAGGCAUGGUUUGUCAAAGUGUUUGUUCAGAAUUUCAGGAGCUUGUUUCAAUGUGUGGUGGGCCUAAUGAGAGGUCUAGAGCAGAGCACUUUCUGAACCGUCUUAGGGUUGUGCCUGAUUGCCCAUCAGAACGGCUUACCAGCCUUCCAACAACCAGAAAACUGGCUUCAAAAAACAAGGUGACUUUUGGAACCGGAGAUUAUUGGCAUGCUCCUACUAUAACUGCAAACAUGGCAUUUGUCAGAGCUGUUUCACAGACAGGAAUGUCCCUGUUUACCAUAGAGCAUACACCGCGAGCCUUGGUAGGUGAUUAAUCCCCUUGGCAAAUGUAAUUGGAAAACAGAUGUUGUUCCUAAUCCUGAUGCUCCAUUGGUGUAAUGGAACUGACAAUUUUCUGUUAAAAGAGAUGUUGAGAUACCCAAGCAUGACACAUCGUUUGGACUAGGAAAUUGUGAAACUUGCUUGGCUAUUACACUUGUAUAUAUCAGACAAGCAGAAAUAUUUUCAUGAGCUUUUGUAUGUUAGCUUGUAUGAUGCUUCUUAGGUAAUAAAGGAUGGGGCCUCAGUUAUCUUAA